GCGUUUCCAGCAAAGAUAUUUGUCCGCCUCAUCUCCCACUUCGGUGCGCUGCGUUCUCUAUCUCUCUCUCUCACAUCUUCCACUUCGGUGCGCUGCAUUCUCUCUCUCUCUCUGUCUCUGCCCAUUUUCGCCACGGCGAUCGUCUUCGGUUUGGCUUCUGGAGUUUGAUUGCUCAGACUUCUGUAUCCCAGAGGCUCCAAGAUCGACAGUUUCUAGCUGGUAAAUAUCUUCUAGUGUUUGGAGCUCAAAUAGCAGCCGAAGUUUGUUUGAGAGCUGAAUCUGACCUGAAAGUUCCGGGCCCAAUUUGUGGACAUUCAGAUCUGUAACUCUGUCAGAGAUAAGAAUUCAAGACUAUGUCUUUCAUCGGCACACAACAAAAGUGCAAGGCCUGUGAGAAGACUGUUUAUCCUGUUGAGCUGUUGUCUGCUGAUGGAGUUCCUUAUCAUAAGUCGUGCUUUAAGUGCAGUCACUGCAAAGGAACGCUCAAGCUGAGCAAUUACUCCUCAAUGGAAGGUGUUCUAUACUGUAAGCCUCACUUCGAGCAGCUUUUCAAGGAGACGGGCAACUUCAACAAGAACUUCCAAUCACCUGCAAAGUCAGCUGAGAAGUUAACUCCAGAGCUGACAAGGUCGCCUAGCAAAGCGGCCAGCAUGUUUUCUGGGACACAAGAAAAAUGUGCAACUUGCGGUAAAACGGCUUAUCCACUUGAGAAGGUAACUGUGGAGAGCCAGACCUAUCAUAAGUCAUGUUUCAAGUGCUCUCACGGUGGCUGUGCCAUAACUCCCUCCAAUUAUGCAGCCCUUGAGGGUAUUUUGUAUUGUAAACACCACUUUUCCCAGCUCUUUAAGGAGAAAGGAAGCUACAACCAUCUCCUCAUCAAAUCGGCAUCAAUGAAGCGCCCGACACCCUCUGUUCCAGACGCAUGAAACUCAUAUCCUUCCUUCCAUCCUUUUCUGCUUGGCCAUGGUCUGUUUUGAGUGUUCAUCUUUGUGAUUUCUAUUUUUAUCCUGGAGAGCUUCUGUCCGGCCGUUUGGCAUCCUAUUUCUGCCAUUUAACUUGGCAUCUUCUUCUUGUUUGACUGAUAUAUGUGAGCUGCACAUUUCCAUAUUUGUGAAAUGACUUUUGGCAACACUUGCCACAAAUGGAGCUGUUACUUCAGUUUCAUCUCUUCCUAACAACGAUUUGGUUAAUGGAAGUUCAAUCUGAGUUAUUGUUAUAAA
Messenger RNA from Diospyros lotus (date-plum), 1220 nucleotides. Its product is annotated as LIM domain-containing protein WLIM2b-like. Gene Ontology annotation, cellular component: actin cytoskeleton; plasma membrane. The record is from RefSeq and is a predicted model, not a curated record. The transcript has 6 exons. Gene Ontology annotation, biological process: actin filament bundle assembly. The coding region runs from base 354 to 926 and encodes 190 amino acids. Gene Ontology annotation, molecular function: actin filament binding. NCBI's taxonomy places the organism in Eukaryota, Viridiplantae, Streptophyta, Magnoliopsida, Ericales, Ebenaceae.